UGCCCCAUCAUUGGUAUCAGUGGCAGGAAUAGUGCCCCGUCAUUAGUAUCAUUGGGGGGAAUAGCACCCCAUCAUUGGUGUCAGUGGAAUAGUGCCCCAUCUUUGGUGUCAGUGGGAGGAAUAGUAUCCCAUCAUUGGUGUCAGUGGGGGGGGGGAAUAGUGCCCCAUCGUUGGUGUCAGUGGGGGGGGAGGAAUAGUAUCCCAUCAUUGGUGUCAGUGGGGGGUGGAAUAGUGCCCCAUCAUUGGUGUCAGGGGCAGGAAAAGUGUCCCAUCGUUGGUGUCAGUGGGAGGAAU
Molecule: messenger RNA, 294 nt
Organism: Staurois parvus
Lineage: Eukaryota; Metazoa; Chordata; Amphibia; Anura; Ranidae
Source: the annotation of a GenBank genome assembly